AUCCUUAAUUUAUAGUGCUUAUAAAAUAUAUCUAUGGUCAUUAUAAUGCAAGUUCUUUUGGCUAUUGCCUUUUUUGGCAUUUACUUCUUGGUUUAAAAAAGAAGAAUUUGAUAUAUAUAAAAAAGAAGAUUCGUGUCAGAUUUGUAUAUGUUUUACAUUAGAAACAUAAAAUAGUACCCGGUUAAGAAAUUAUUUUAAAAUAAAAAUAAAAUGACUAGUAUGGUACAUUGUCAGUUGUGGAUGGGCAACUUGGAACCCUACAUGACUGAAACAUUCAUAUUAACGGCUUUUCGAAAAAUGGGAGAAAAUCCUAUAAGCGUAAAAAUUAUGCGUAGUAAAUUUACUGGUGAACCUGCUGGAUAUUGCUUUGUACAUUUUGCUAACGACGAAGAAGCUAUUGAUGCUAUGCAUAAACUAAAUUCAAAACCGAUUCCCAAUACAAAUCCCAUGGUUAGGUUCAGACUAAACAAUGCUAGUAAUACAGGAAGGUCGCUUAUCGAUAGAGAAUUUUCUGUUUGGGUUGGAGACUUAAGCCCUGAUGUAGAUGACUAUAAUUUAUAUAGAGUAUUUUCUUCAAAAUAUAAUACAAUUAAAACAGCUAAAGUAAUUUUGGAUAGCAGUGGAUUCAGUAAAGGGUAUGGUUUUGUAAGAUUUGGCAGUGAUGAAGAGAUGAAAGAUAGUUUGAGUACAAUGAAUGGGUACAUAGGUCUUGGAACAAAAGCUCUGAAAAUAUGUAAUGCAGUACCUAAACCGAAAGGUGCAUUAACACCUGGAUCUAGCAACUCAAACACAACAAAUCAAAGUAGCACUGAUUUCAGCCAGUAUUAUGAUCCGACUACAUACUGGCAAAAUUACGCUUCUUGGCAACCGCAAGGUUAUUAUGAGCAAACUACUGAUCAACAAAUCACUCAUGAGGGUACAAAUUCAUAUGCCGAGAGGAAAGAGGAUGAUUUAGAUUUAAUCGAACAUACUACCCCUUUGGAUAUAGAUAAAAUGAAUAGGGAUAAAAUUGAUGCAGAUUGUAACCUGUGGGAUGCUCUAGAAUGUUCAAAAUGGUUACCAUAUGAAGCAUUAGAAGCUGCUCAAUGAUUUCUAAGUAUAUAUUCAUACUUUUACUUAAAAUAUAUGUCAACAUAGUUUAUUUGAAUUAUGUCACACUAAUCUUGUAACAAAUUAGUAGAUAUGAGAUUAUUGUGAAGUUAAUUUGUAAUAUAUUUUGACCCCAACUCAAAA
This is a messenger RNA of Diorhabda carinulata, 1233 nucleotides long. It is a transcript of the gene Secp43, whose product is annotated as tRNA selenocysteine 1-associated protein 1. The record is from RefSeq and is a predicted model, not a curated record. Lineage: Eukaryota; Metazoa; Arthropoda; Insecta; Coleoptera; Chrysomelidae. Gene Ontology annotation, molecular function: RNA binding. The transcript is spliced from 5 exons. The coding region runs from base 211 to 1089 and encodes 292 amino acids.